UUACGCGUCGCCAGCCGAUCGCUGUGACAUGGCGCUCCGUGUUUAGUAGGUAGAAUCUGAAGUGCGCCGGUAAUCUGAGUUCAUCGACAGUUUCUCGCGCGAAAUGUGGCGUUUAACGUUCGCCGCGUCGACCGUGUGUGUCUUGUUCGUCGGUGUGUUUGGUAAUGAUGCUGUUUCCUCGUCGUUGGUGAACACGAACGUUGAUAGGAAUGUGGACCUGCAGUCGCAACUCGUCAAGAUUAGCACCAAAAUCACGGCCGAAAAUAAGGGUUCCACGCCGAUCAAACACUAUCACAUCGCCCUGACCGGCGAAGAAAAACACCACUUGGCCUUCGUUGGCGCCGGGAUUGCCACCGACAAGGACAGUGAUCUAACGAUCACGGAGGUGACCGUGCCUGCACAAAAAGGAUUCCACCACUACCGCAUUGAGCUGCCCACUCCCCUUGCUCCUGGCAAGUCGGUGAAGUUGGUGGUCGAGACUACUUUCACUCACCUGGUCACUCCUCACCCGACGCACAUCACCCAGGCUGAACGUCAGCUCGCGCUCUACCAGGGUAACCACUACUUCCUGAGCCCCUAUGUCACCGAGUCGCAGGUCACUCGCGUGAGCCUGCCCACCCCAAAGCUUGAGUCGUACUCGAAGCUCAAGCCUGUAACGCACUCGGACAACCUGGUCACCUAUGGGCCUUAUGAGCAAGUCAAGCCUUACACUGAAGACAAGCUCACCGUGCACUACGAGAACAACAACCCGUUCCUGACUGUCACGAACCUUGAGAGGGCCAUCGAAGUCUCGCACUGGGGGGUCAUCUCGGUCGAGGAGGUAAUCGACCUGCGCCACACCGGGGCCAUCCUCAAGGGCUCCUUCUCACGUUACGAGUACCAGAGGGACCAGAAUGGCGUCUCUUCGGUCAAAUCGUUCAAGACGGUGCUGCCAGCUUCGGCCAUGGACGUCUACUACAGGGACGAAAUUGGAAACAUUUCAACGAGUCACAUGAGGGUCCUGCACGAUGCUGUGGAGCUGGAUGUGCGCCCGAGGUUCCCACUGUUUGGUGGCUGGAAGACCCACUACAUCCUCGGCUACUACGUCCCCACUUACGAGUACCUUUACAACUCGGGUGACCAGUACGCCUUGCAGAUGCGAUUUGUGGACCACAUCUUCGAUGACAGUGUCACAGACAAGGCGACUGUCAGGAUUAUCCUCCCAGAAGGCGCCACAGACAUCAAGCUUCGUGUGCCAUACCAGGUCAAGCGCCUGAAUGACCAGCGUCACUACACGUACCUGGACACCAUCGGGCGUCCAGUAAUUGUUCUCGAAAAGACUAACCUCGUCGAGCAGCACAUUCAAGACUUCCAGGUUCAUUACAAGUUCAAGAAAUUGCUCAUGCUUCAAGAGCCCCUUCUCGUAGUUGUAGUCCUCUACUUGCUCUUCCUUCUUGUCGUCAUCUAUGUCAGGCUGGAUUUCACCAUCAACAAGGACCCCAUUUACGAGAGCAAGCUGCAGGUGAGCGGCCUGUUGGAAAAGGUGGCGGCCACUCAGGAUCGCCGGGCCGACCUGUACGCUCGGCACGACGAAGCAUUGACCAAGUACAAGGCGAGCAAGGAUGCCUCUGGCUUCCAGGCAUCGCUCAAGAAGAUCAAUGCUGAGCACAAGACCCUGACGCAGACCCUGGCUGACUGCCUCGGCAGGCUAAAGCAGGAGAGCAUUGAGGCUGCAGAACCGGUGAACGAGCUGCAGCGAUUGGACAAGCUUCUUCGGGAACAGUUUCAGCAGCACGUGGCACAGCUGGAGAAGUUCAUGGGCGGCAAGAUGAGCAAGCAGCAGUACCUGGACACCGAGGCCAGCAUUCAGAAGAAGAAAGAAGAGUUGGCCGAGAAGAUGCACACAAUCACGGCCUCGCUCUAGUCGCCACCGCCUGUAGCAGCUUUCUGCCAACUCCCACGCCAUCUCAUGUGUCGGCCAGAACAGCCUCCCGUCCACGCUGUUCCUUACUUUUUUUUUAAGAACAAUGCCAGCUGUUAAUUGAGCCAACUUAAUCGGGGAAAAGUAUCUUCAAUUGGAUGCCUCUGUUUUGUCAGGAUGUACAUAGGAUAGCUAACUGUCCCAUGGUGAGGCUAAUCGCUUUGUAAUAUAAUGUCAUGUCCUCUUACCUCUUUUCCAUGCAUAUUUGCAAUAAAAGUGAGUGUAAACAGUGCUAAUGUUUCUGUGUAUAUAGCACUUCGUCUUAGGCAGGCAAGCUUGGGUGAAAUCGUACAGACAUCUCGCCUUUCUAGUAUUUGCUCGACUCAAUAAGAGCGUCGCUUUUGUUGGCUAACGUUAGUGAAGUGGAAUGCAUCACUUUGGCAAACUGCACAAAGGCAAGCAAAUGUUGGGAAAGCAAGGUGUUUGCAUGAAUAGUGUUUGGCCUGGUGAAAUUCCACAUGUUCUGCACACCUGCAUCUAAACCUCUUUGAAAAUGUGAAAGGCGGGGGUUGUUCUGGCUGACGCAGCUGGCUUACUUCAUUGCAGUGUGGGAUCGGUGCAACUGCAAGGGGGCUAAUGGCUGCCCGGUGUGUUACAAAACUUGUGCGUGUAUGGGUGUGUGCCUAUGUGCAAAUGUUCUGUUGAAUUUCUGGGGGUAAGCUUAGAGGGCAUCGCUCAUUUCUUUGUGUUCUAAGCCAUUUUCAUUCCAAAGUUGAAUAAAAAGUCCUUUUCUUUCUU
Messenger RNA from Rhipicephalus microplus (southern cattle tick), 2698 nucleotides. Its product is annotated as dolichyl-diphosphooligosaccharide--protein glycosyltransferase subunit 1. NCBI's taxonomy places the organism in Eukaryota, Metazoa, Arthropoda, Arachnida, Ixodida, Ixodidae. The record is from RefSeq and is a predicted model, not a curated record. Gene Ontology annotation, cellular component: membrane; oligosaccharyltransferase complex.